AUGGCAACAGUCGGUUAUGGCGACAUUCAUGCAGUGAACUUGAGAGAGAUGAUAUUUGUUAUGGUUUAUGUGUUAUUUGACAUGGUUCUUGGUGCUUAUUUGGUUGGGAACAUAACAGCUUUAGUUGUGAAAGGAUCAACGAGAGAAAUAUACAGAGAAAGAAUAAAAAAUCUCCUUAAAUACAUGGAUAGAAACAGAUUAGGAAGAGACAUACGUGAUGACAUCAAAUAUCACUUACAGUUACCAUAUGAUCGAACCCAUACUGAUUCUGCUGAUUUUAAAGACCUUCCAACCUCAAUUCGUUCCAUGAUAACAGAGACACUUUAUAAGCCACACAUUGAAAAAGUUCCUCUUUUUAAAGGAUGCUCUUUGGAAUUCAUCAAUCAGAUUGUGAGUAGAGUUCAUGAAGAGUUUUUUCCACCUGGGAAAAUAAUAAUGGAACAAGGGAGUGUUGUUGACCAAAUUUAUUUCAUUUGUCAUGGAAAACUGGAAGAAGUGGUUGUAUAUGAAGGUGGGCCCGAAGAAGAAAUAUCAAUUCUAAAUCCUCAUGACUCAUUUGGUGAUGUUUCAAUUCUAUGCAACAUUCCUUUGCCAUAUACAAUUCGAGUUCAUGAAAGUUGUUUACUUUUGAAACUUGAUCAUCAAUCUUUCUCCAAUAUUCUCAAGAUAUAUUUUCAUGACAAACAAAAGAUUCUCAACAAUCUACUAGAGGGUAAAGAAAGUGAUGUACACAUGAAGGAUAUGGUGAGAGAUAUCAAAACUCAUAUUGGAUUCCAAGAUGCUCAACUUUCACUUCGAGUAAAUAUUUCAGUUUAUAAUGGAGAUUUAUUUGAGCUUAAAAGCUUAAUCCGAGCUGGAGCUGAUCCAAAUAAAAAACUCUUUGAUGGAAGAUCACCUUUGCAUCUUGCUGUAUCGAAAGGACAUGAAGAUAUUGUUGUUUUUCUUAUUCAAGAAGGUGUUGAUGUUGACAUUUCAGAUAAUUUUGGAAAUACGCCAUUGUUAGAAGCGGUUAAGAGGGGGUAUGAUAACAUUGCAUCCUUACUAAUUAAAGAAAGUAACUCAUUGAUGAUAAACUCAAAAGACUAUGACUUAAGGACCCCACUUCAUGUAGCCACAUCACAAGGAUCUUAUGUUGUAGCAAAAUUGCUAGUUGAAUCUGGUGCUAGUGUUCUUUCGAAAGACAGAUGGGGUAACACUCCACUUGAUGAAGCAAGAUUAUCUGGAAAUAUGAUAUUGAUGAAAUUAUUAGAAGAAGCAAAAUCUUUUCAGAUGUUAGAAUUUCCUUCAUGUUCUCAAGAACCAAGAGAUAAAAUGUCACGAAAGAAGUGUACAGUAUAUGAGUUUCAUCCAUGGGAAUUAAAAGAUGAAAGAAAAUAUGGAGUUGUGUUGUGGGUCCCGGACACCAUUGAUGAACUCAUGAAAACAGCAGCUAAGCAUUUGAAGUUGGAGCUUUCUACUGGUUUUUGUAUUGUAACGGAAGAUGUAGGUAAGAUUGUUGAUGUGAAUAUGAUUACAGAUGGACAGAAGCUAUAUUUAAUAACUAUGGAAGCAUGAGUUAGAGAAUUUGAUUAAAUUGUUUAAUGUUGGGUUUUCAAUUCAGGAAAU
This is a messenger RNA of Lactuca virosa, 1605 nucleotides long. The record is from the annotation of a GenBank genome assembly. Lineage: Eukaryota; Viridiplantae; Streptophyta; Magnoliopsida; Asterales; Asteraceae.